AUGGGCGAAGAUGGCUCGCUGGAAAUAGUUUUAAACGUUCCUGACCCUUCCGACACAAUCACACGUCUGAAACGAAAGGGCGUGGCUUUACAAAAACUGGUAAAAAAGGUACCGGAAGUACCCAGAACAUCUUAUCCUCUUACCAUGGAUACCCCGUACGUAAUUAACAACCCUAAUAUAUGUGCAAACAUCACCAAUCUCAAGUUCCUUGUUAUAGUGCACAGUGCUACCCAAAACUUCCAGAGACGGCGACUGAUCAGAGAGACGUGGGCCAAUAAGAACCUCUUCAAAGGCCUCAGCGUAAGGAUACUGUUUCUGUUUGGUUUAACCCAAGACGAGAAGGUUCAGUCUCUCAUUGAAAACGAGGUGGUGUACGAAGACAUCGUACAGGGCAAUUUCUUAGACACCUAUCACAACCUGACGCAUAAAGGGGUUCUGUCAUUCCGCUGGAUCUCGGAGCACUGUCUUCACGCGCAGAUGGUCCUCAAGGUGGACGAUGACAUGUUCAUCAAUCCAUUUCUUCUCUUAGAAAAAUUCUAUCCGCUCCUGAAGUCGAAACAAAGACAUAUAUUAUGUCACCUCCGCGGGAAGGGGUCUAGCCCAAUAGUACGUGGAACCGGGAAAUGGAAGGUUGAGGACGAUCAGUUUAAAGGUUAUUCUCACUAUCCCAUCAACUACUGUAACGGUUAUGUUGUGUUGAUAUCAACAGAAAUAAUUCGGGCGAUGUACCGCGCGUCGUACAUGACGCCGUUCUUCUGGGUAGACGAUGUGUACCUCUAUGGACUACUACCGCUGAAAGCUGGGGGUGUCACACAUGAUCAGAUACGUAACAAUAUGACGCUGAAUGUCAACACCGGCAUACAGUGCUACACGAAAACGAAGAAGUGUCAGUAUUUGGCCGUGAACGCCUGGAAAGACGGGGCUAUUGAGACACUGUGGUAUGCGGCUCUGCAACAGAUUACACCACAGAUGCGAAAGGAAAUUAAUAUUGACGUGAAGGUUUGAGUGAAGCAGAGAGAGAGAGAGAGAGAGAGAGAGAGAGAGAGAGAGAGAGAGAGAGAGAGAGAGAGAGAGAGAGAGAGAGAGAGAGAGAGAGAGAGAGAGAGAGAGAGAGAGAGAGGUGUAUUUAUGUCUUGAUAUCUACAGCGUUGUAUUAGCAUUGACUGGUUCUGCGUUCCAUUAUUCAGACGCUUGUCACCGCACCAUGGAAUGUCGUGCAGCUAGGUUUAACAUUCAGGACAUUUAUGUGAUAUGUGUCAGGCACAUGUCAGAUGUUCAAAUUACCAUGUGACAAGAUUAUUAUUUACAGCCGUACAUGUUAAAAUUCUUCAUGCAUGUCUCAGCGUUAUUUUGAAAAAUAGAUAUAUAUUUUUUCUAAAACGAGUCUCUUUGUUUUUUUACAACUGAACACGUUGUCUCUCUGUGUUUGCAUAAUGAAAUCUUUAUAAAAG
This is a messenger RNA of Haliotis rubra (blacklip abalone), 1451 nucleotides long. Its product is annotated as beta-1,3-galactosyltransferase 1-like. Gene Ontology annotation, cellular component: membrane. NCBI's taxonomy places the organism in Eukaryota, Metazoa, Mollusca, Gastropoda, Lepetellida, Haliotidae. Gene Ontology annotation, molecular function: hexosyltransferase activity. The record is from RefSeq and is a predicted model, not a curated record.